This is a messenger RNA of Aureobasidium namibiae CBS 147.97, 1443 nucleotides long. Its product is annotated as putative L-fucose-proton symporter. The transcript is spliced from 3 exons. Gene Ontology annotation, biological process: transmembrane transport. The record is from RefSeq and is a predicted model, not a curated record. Gene Ontology annotation, molecular function: transmembrane transporter activity. NCBI's taxonomy places the organism in Eukaryota, Fungi, Ascomycota, Dothideomycetes, Dothideales, Saccotheciaceae. Bases 1 to 1443 code for a protein of 480 amino acids.
AUGGCGAGCCGCAACAACUCAAUCGUCGCACCACUGCCUGACACUGUGGUCAAGAAGCAUGGUGUAAAGACUAUUGAAAGCAACAAUGCAGUCACCGGUGCUCAGAACCUCACCCUGAAGCAGUCGAUCUUGCCUGUGUGCUUGGUUACCAUCCUUUUCUUCCUGUGGGGCUUCGCCUAUGGACUUCUGGAUGUCCUCAACGCUCACUUCCAGGUCGCUCUCAGCAUCACCAAGGGUCAAAGUGGUGGCCUCCAAGCUGCCUACUUCGGUGCUUAUGCAAUUGGACCUCUUACUUACUCUGGUUGGAUUGUCAGAAGGUUCGGUUACAGAUGGGCUUUCAUCACCGGUCUCUGUAUCUAUGGUGUUGGUGCUCUUAUGUUCUGGCCAUCAGGCCUCAAGCGCUCUUUCCCUGGCUUCUGUGGAAGUAUGUUCAUCGUUGGAUCUGGUCUGUCGACUCUCGAAACUGCCGCCAACCCCUUCAUCGCUACCUGCGGUCCUGCAAAGUACUCUGAGCUGCGUUUGACUCUGGCACAGGCCUUCCAGGCCGUAGGAACUGUUGUUGCACCUAUUCUGGCUAGUCAAGUCAUCUUCAAGAAUGUUGAUGACACCUCGCUUCAAUCGGUUCAAUGGGUUUACUUGGGCAUUGCCAUCUUCGUCUUCAUCCUCGCUGUCGUCUUCUUCUUCGCUCCCAUUCCUGAGGUUACCGACGCCGAUAUGGCCGCUCAGGCCGCCUCAAGUGGUUCCCAGACUGCCUUCGAGGACAAGCCCCUUUCCAAGCAGUACACCCUCUUCUUCGGUGUCGCUGCUCAAUUUGCGUAUGUAGGUGCGCAAUGUGCUUAUGCUGGCUACUUCAUCAACUACGUUUCUGCAGUCCGCCCUGGCACUACCCACGCUACCGGUGCAAACCUUCUUGCUGUAGCUCAAGGUUGUUUUGCCAUCGGUCGUUUCGUUGCUAGUGGUCUGCUCAAGGUCACCAAACCUCGUCUCGUCCUCAUGGGUUUCCUCUCCGGUGUGGUUCUCUUCGCAUGCUUGACCAUGGGCCUCAAGGGCAACGCCGGUAUCGCUGCAAUCUCUCUCGUCCUCUUCUUUGAGUCGUGUGUCUUCCCUCUAAUCUUCGCUCUGUCCAUCAGAGGUCUUGGUCGCCACUCCAAGCGCGGUGCCAGUUUCAUCGUCGCUGCAGUAUCUGGUGGUGCUCUGUUCCCUCCUGUCCUCGGCACGGUUGCAGAUCACAUUGGAACUCAGAAGGCAUUCUUCGUUCCUCUGAUUGGCUUCGUCAUCGCUUGGAUGUUCCCCCUUUACCUCAACUUGUUCAAGGCUAAGAGCUUGGAUGGCUGGACCGAGGAGAAGGCUCCUACUGUCACCGAGAAGGACGUCGAGAGUAUGCACGAUGAUGAGGACGAGAAGAAGGGUGCUGCCAUCGAGCACCAAGAGAUUAGAGCUUAG